Molecule: messenger RNA, 774 nt
Organism: Lecanosticta acicola
Lineage: Eukaryota; Fungi; Ascomycota; Dothideomycetes; Mycosphaerellales; Mycosphaerellaceae
Source: the annotation of a GenBank genome assembly
AUGCAGAUCUUCGUCAAGACCCGUAAGUGAUACCCCGCCAUCAGCAGCUGCCUGCCGACAGGUGGCAACACAAACUUCAUCAGCAGCGUACUGACUUUGACUGCAGUGACCGGCAAGACCAUCACUCUCGAGGUCGAGAGCUCUGACACGAUCGACAACGUCAAGAGCAAGAUCCAGGACAAGGAGGGCAUUCCUCCAGAUCAGCAGCGCCUGAUUUUCGCCGGAAAGCAGCUUGAAGAUGGCCGUACCCUGUCGGACUACAACAUCCAGAAAGAGUCCACCCUCCACCUCGUCCUCCGCCUGCGUGGUGGUAUGCAAAUCUUUGUCAAGACCCUCACCGGCAAGACGAUCACCCUCGAGGUGGAGUCAUCGGAUACCAUUGACAACGUCAAGUCGAAGAUCCAAGACAAGGAGGGCAUUCCUCCCGACCAGCAGCGUUUGAUCUUCGCCGGUAAGCAGCUUGAGGACGGCCGCACUCUUUCCGACUACAACAUUCAGAAGGAAUCGACACUGCACCUGGUUCUCCGUCUCCGCGGUGGUAUGCAGAUCUUCGUCAAGACUCUCACAGGCAAGACCAUCACACUGGAAGUUGAAUCGUCAGACACAAUCGACAACGUAAAGUCGAAGAUUCAGGAUAAGGAGGGUAUCCCACCGGACCAGCAGCGACUCAUCUUUGCUGGUAAGCAGCUGGAGGACGGUCGCACACUCUCAGACUACAACAUCCAGAAGGAGAGCACGCUGCACUUGGUGCUGCGUCUUCGUGGAGGCCAAUAA